Molecule: messenger RNA, 4290 nt
Organism: Pongo pygmaeus (Bornean orangutan)
Lineage: Eukaryota; Metazoa; Chordata; Mammalia; Primates; Hominidae
Gene: ACP1
Product: acid phosphatase 1
Exons: 6
Coding region: 2815-3306 (163 amino acids)
Biological process (GO): protein dephosphorylation
Cellular component (GO): cytoplasm
Molecular function (GO): non-membrane spanning protein tyrosine phosphatase activity; acid phosphatase activity
Source: RefSeq, a predicted model, not a curated record
GAUAGACAGCAUGGAUAUGCUGGACAAAGGCAUGAUUCACUUCUGGGGCAGGAUGGAAUGGGAUGGCAUGAGAAUUUAUCCUGCUACUCAGAACAGUGCACAAUUUAAAACUUAGGAAUUAUUUGUGGAAUUCUUCAUUUAAUAUUUUCCAACUGAAGCUGACCACGGGGUAACCAUGGAAAGCAAAACCUUGGAAAAGGGGGGACUACUGUAUUUCAAUACAAUUCAGUGAUUUGUUGUUGUUGUUGUUGAGCAUCUACUAUAUGGCAUGCACUCCUCUAAGUGGUAGGGAUAUAUGGAGUGGUGAACACAACAGACAAAAAUCCCAGCCUCUCUGGAGCUCACGUUCUCUCAGUCACCAGCAAGUAUUAAUUGACGUGCUCAAUCGGUUGGUGUGAAGAUUAAGAAAAAUAGAGCAGAAAAGGGGAAUGGGAGUGGAGUGCAGUUUUGAGUGGGAUGGUCAGGGAAGGCCCCACCUGAUAGAUGACCCUUGAGUAAAGACUUGAAGGAGGUGAGGAAGCAAGCCUAGGAUAUUUUGGAGAAGCAUCCUGAACCCAGAGGAAAGCAGCUCCUAAUGUCUGGACUCAGUGUGGUGCUUUGGCAUUAAGGAGACUGGAAGGCCUCAGAGCAGCCCCAGAAGCAAGAUCGUAGAAACCAUCAUUUAUCUUCCCCAACGCAGAUCAUGGAAACUAGAACUCCUCUCCCACAAAGCAAGCCAUAAAACCUAGAAAGAUCACUCUCUCCCUUUUGCCUUCUCUUGAAGACAGCGUUCCAGAGGGGCCCUGCCUCAUUCCUGGGGGAGGAAAUGCUGUGGCCCUGCUGGGUUUCCUUCAGUCUGCUACCAUUGGAUCAUUUCCUUUUGUCCAGUGCCAUUUUUACACAGCUGUGCAUUGGUCAUCUAAGCAUCAAAACCGUUUCCCUGGGUCUUUGGGUCUUCGUUUCUGAAGGCUCUUGUUAAGCUGUCUUUUGUUACAGGAGUAUCUUCCAUGACCUUUAUGAUGGGUGAGGAAAGCUGCCACACCUUUCCACUCUGACACUGCAAAUACAAGAGUAUUUGCUCCUUCAUACGAGCCUCUUACAAGUUCUCUCCAAUUCAGUCAUGUGCUCUUCUAGCGUUUCCUUAGCUGUGCUGGUAAUUUUGGUAACUUGUAGGAAGGGUCUGUGUUUUAAACAACUUUCUGUCUUCAGGUUAGGGCACAGUGCUUGGCACAUAGAGUGGGCAUACAAAAUAUGUUUGUCAAAUAAGUCAUAUUACCCUUUUCCAUAGGACUUUCUAUUUCUCCUCAUAGUGGCUACGCAAAGUCCAAAUGUUGGCCCAGUGUUUUUGGGCUCCUGUAUACCAGCCCGUCAGUUUCCAGACACUGGCUCUCUGUACCUGAAGCAUCGCAGCCUCACCUGCUUAGUGCCACAAUCCCUCUGAGUUAAAUGCCUUUCCCUUCCUCUGUCCAUUAAGAUCCUGAUCAUCCUUUUAAUAUCAUCUCUAAUCUUUCUUUUUUCUGGUAAGAAAUUUUCUUAUAUCUUGUUUUUGCUUUGUAGCAUCGUUCUUUUUCUGUGCUGCUGUAGUGUAUUGCUUAUCAGCAUUCAUUUUCCCACUUUUAUUAUAAUAAAUAUAAUAAAUAAAGUGGAGAUAGAGUUCAGCUGAAUGGCCAGUGAUUCAACCCAUUGUGUCUCCCUCCGAAAACCCCAAUAAAACCUCAGAGCACUAUGGCUCUGAGGAACUUCCUGGGUUGGCAGUGCUCUUUGAAUAUUGUCUCAGGUUGAUGACAGGAGGGUAAGGUGUCCCAGAGGACAGUGGAGCUGUUAGGGAACCUCCCAGAAUGUGCCCUAUAGGUCACUUGCUUUGGCUGGUUUUUUUGUUUGUUUGUAUGUUUUUGUUUUUGUUGCUGUUAUUAUAAUGAAAUUGUAAUGGUAAGUGUUCUGCUUUCCUGAGUUUGGGGAGUAAUUCUAGGGAAUUAUCAAACCUGAGGGAGCCCUGGGGAACCUGGAUUUCUCACUUGCUGGUCUGAAGUAAGGGUGGCCCUGGUGUCGACAUCGUGGUCUGGAGAGUGGUGUCCCUGACCUUGGGCUGCUGAUGCCUGGAUCUGUAUCCCUGGGCUCAGGGCUUUGCAUGUGAUCGCUCAGUAAAUGUCGGUGUUGAAUCGCUGUUUAUGCUUAAAUGCAUGUUUGUGUGUUUGUGUAUUAUUUUGUGAAACAGUAGUCAUCCUUAAUGUGUGACACACUUGAAAAUACAUACAGUUGACCCUUCAGCCACAGGGGUUUGAACUUCGAAGGAUUUAUUUGAGGAAUUUUUUUAAUCAAGCACAGAUGGAAAAUACCGUGUUCUCUGAAUGAGAAACCCAUCUAUAUGGAGGGCCGACUUUCCCUAUACUUGGGCUCCACAUUCGCAGGGGCCAACUAUAGGACCUGAGUAUGCACGUUUUGUUAUACUGGGUAGGGGUGGGAGGGUGUCCUUAACCAGCUCCUGAGUCUACUGAGAGACAGACCACUGUAUUUUAUUUUUAUUCUGUUGUAUUUCAUUUUAAAAUAAGCUGGUUGCAACCCACUUCAUUUUCAUGAUUCACUUCUGGAUCAUUAGUAACAACUCUUUAAACAGUAAUUUUUGUUGAAAUUGUUUUUCUGAUAUCUUUGUCAUCUAUACUUGCAGUACUUGGCUGGUUGGUGUCGAAUCACUGAACUUGAGCCUGAUGGGCUGUUCUCCAGCAGGGUUUACCCUCACUGGUUGGACAAAGGCGUCAAAGGAUAGUGUUGGCCUUUGUUUUUCCUGAGGGAUAGGACAGCCCCUGCAUGUCAGGUGUGUGAAGAGGGGGAGCUGGCAUGUGCCCUUCCAUCCAACCUAACCCUCUGUUUCCCCACCCCCCCCCUUUUUUUAAAGGUAACAUUUGUCGAUCACCCAUUGCAGAAGCAGUUUUCAGGAAACUUGUAACCGAUCAAAACAUCUCAGAGAAUUGGGUCAUUGACAGCGGUGCUGUUUCUGACUGGAACGUGGGCCGGUCCCCAGACCCAAGAGCUGUGAGCUGCCUAAGAAAUCAUGGCAUUCACACAGCCCAUAAAGCAAGACAGAUUACCAGAGAAGAUUUUGCCACAUUUGAUUAUAUACUAUGUAUGGAUGAAAGCAAUCUGAGAGAUUUGAAUAGAAAAAGUAAUCAAGUUAAAACCUGCAAAGCUAAAAUUGAACUACUUGGGAGCUAUGAUCCACAAAAACAACUUAUUAUUGAAGAUCCCUAUUAUGGGAAUGACUCUGACUUUGAGACGGUGUACCAGCAGUGUGUCAGGUGCUGCAGAGCGUUCUUGGAGAAGGCCCACUGAGGCAGGUUCGUGCCCUGCUGCGGCCAGCCUGACUAGACCCCACCCUGAGGUCCUGCAUUUCUCAGUCAGUGUGUAAUCAAGUUCCAGGGCCCAAAGCCCCAGCUCUUUGUUCAGUUGACUUACUGUUUCUUACCUUAAAAAGUACUUGUAGAUGGAAAUCAGUUGUGUUUGACAGAAGAAUCAAUAAAAAUCUUUGAUUCAGACAGUUUAUGGGGUAUUUUAGGCAUUCUUAGACUAGUUGAACAUCUCACUUUGCCCCAGUUACAAAAAUAGCAGAACAAGCAACAUAAAACAAUGAAGGAAAACCUCACUUGAAGUCCCAGGUCAACAUCUAAGCCUGUUGGGACUUAGAUAAUCGAGUCUACCUCUUCAGUAGAUUUGUGUGGAUGGCCUGACGGAGGGCAGGUGCCCUCUGCUCCCCAGUGCUACCUCUCUCUUCCCUAGGGCCUUUUAUGGAUUGACAGUAGCCCUCUCCGUAGGAGCUCACAGUCUAGAUUAGAAGUGUUUUAAUUUAUAUACACCCGUAGUGCACACUUGUAUAUUGAAAAGAUAGGGAAGAGAGAAACAUUUAUGGAAUCAGUCGUUGGCACCUUCAAUACUUCAUGAUUUUUGUCGAGUUUACUUCACGAGGAGGUCAGCUCAUUGGCUCCCAUCUGAACCACUUUGCCUCUGAAACUUAAUUACAUCCAGAAAGAAGGACACUUGUAUGCUAGUCUAUGGUCAGUUGAGGAAUAUGACUGCUUUUAUAUGCACAUGUAACCCAAAUGUCCAAAUAUAAAUUGGCUUAUUUUUAAAAAUAAUUUUAAAAGUUGGGAAAAGUGUUAUUAUUUGGCAUGCUUAAAUAUUGAAUAAGUAUUCUUCAUCAGCAUUUAAUAAAUGUAUAGGCAGAUAUAAGGUAAUUUCUGUGUAUUUUGAGAUAAUGUCAAAAUCAUGAAUAUUUCAAAAUAAACUGGGGAGUUAUAAAAAUACAACUAGAGAUAUAAA